AUGAUGGCAGAGGAUGGGGGAAAUCUCUCCGGGGUCCCUGAUGCUAGGGACUCGGAGGGUCACUCCACUCUGCCGAGGACCUUCAUCCGGCUCAAUGACCUGUCUGGGGCCGGUAUAGGAGGCGGGGAGCGUGCUGCUGAUGUGGUGGUGGUGGAGCCAGCCUCCCCUGCACCUGAUGGGAUCUCUAUGGCCGGAGAUGAGGGGUCAGCGAGCGGGGAUGAGACGCUGCCCUAUCCCACUCUGGCCCCUGUGGUCUUCUUCUACAUGAAACAAACUACCAGGCCUCGGAGUUGGUGUCUUAAGAUGGUCUGCAACCCGUGGUUCGAGCGAGCGUCCAUGCUGGUGAUCCUGUUGAACUGUGUGACACUGGGCAUGUUCCAUCCCUGUGAGGACAUCGACUGCGACUCUGAGAGGUGCAUGAUCCUGCAGGACUUCGAUGACUUCAUCUUUGCGUUCUUUGCCAUUGAGAUGGUGAUCAAGAUGCUGGCUCUGGGGAUUUUCGGCAAGAAGUGUUACCUUGGAGACACAUGGAACCGCUUGGACUUCUUCAUAGUUGUGGCUGGGAUGUUGGAGUACUCACUCAACCUGCAGAAUGUCAGCUUCUCAGCGGUGAGGACGGUUCGUGUGCUGAGACCUCUGAGAGCCAUCAACAGAGUGCCAAGUAUGAGGAUCCUGGUGACCCUGCUGCUGGACACCCUGCCCAUGCUGGGUAACGUUCUGCUGCUCUGCUUCUUUGUCUUCUUCAUAUUCGGGAUUGUUGGAGUCCAGCUGUGGGCCGGCCUGCUACGAAACCGCUGCUUUGUGGAAAACAACUUCUCCUUCCCUUUCAACGUGCAGUUAGAGAAAUACUACCACACUGAAAACGAUGACGAGAACCCCUUCAUCUGCUCCCAGCCCCGAGAGAACGGCAUGAGAGACUGCGGCUCGGUGCCCAAGCUGUACGAGGAAGGAGUUCUGCAGUGCAACCUUGAUAUGUACUCAUACAACAGCACUGACAACACCACCUGUGUCAACUGGAACCAGUACUACACCAACUGCUCUGCUGGUUUGGUCAACCCCUUCAAGGGAGCCAUAAACUUUGACAACAUCUGCUACGCUUGGAUCGCCAUCUUCCAGGUGAUCACUCUGGAGGGCUGGGUGGAUAUCAUGUACUUUGUGAUGGAUGCUCACUCCUUCUACAACUUCAUCUACUUCAUACUUCUCAUCAUUAUUGGUUCAUUCUUCAUGAUCAACCUGUGCCUGGUGGUCAUCGCUACCCAGUUCUCAGAGACCAAACAGAGGGAGAGUCAGCUGAUGAAGGAGCAGAGAGUGCGCUUCAUGUCCAACGCCAGCACUCUGGCCUCUCUGUCUGAGCCGGGCUCCUGUUACGAUGAACUCCUCAAGUACCUGGUUCACAUCCUUCGCAAGGGGGCCAAACAAGUGGCCCACAUCUGCAGGUUUUUAGCUCGGCGCGCUGGGUUCAACAUCGCGGCUACACCUCCGCCCACAGAGCCCCAAAGAAGCCAGAGACGGAGGAGGAAGUCCUCAAGGCAGGGGUCCGUGACAGCUCAUCACAUGGUGCACCAUCACCACCACCAUCAUCAUCACUACCACCUGGGGAACGGCAGCGUGAGGAGCAGAGGAAGCAUCAGGUGUCAGGAGAUCAGGGAUCUGGAGGCUGGUGCCCACAACAACAAUGGAGGGGCUCUUGCAGCAACAACCAGCGCCGCCGGGCAUCUCGCUCUCGCCUUGCCGUGUUCAGUGACUGGAGCAACGUCUGAUACAAACGUGGCUACUCUGUCCAACCCUGCUGCUGGAAACAUACUCUGUCGCACCCCCUCUCCCACAAACCUGAGCCCCUUCUUGUUCCCCACAGCUCCCAUGUCCAGGACUAUGAAGAGAAACUCUGUUCCCUUUGCAGCCCCGGGGCCUAAGAACUACCCCACUCUGCAAGCUCGAGCCCUGGCAGAGUCCAGACGAGGGAGUGUUGCAGGCAGCACUUUCACUAAUUUCAGCUUUAACUUGAAUAUCCCGCCCAUGCCCCUGGAGAGACGCCCGUCCAGUGUGGUGGACCCACACACUCCCACAGCACAACUCUCCUGUCAGCUGUCAGCUCGUGACCUCAGCACCACCAGCAGUGCCAUGGACACAGCUGCCAUGACGCUGGACCCCGAGAGCUGCCCUUACUGUGCCAAAGCCCUCGCCAAUGAGUCAGAGGGGGGCACCGAGGGCAACGAGACCCCCGGAGACUCAGACAGUGAGGGCCUAUAUGAGUUCACACAGGACCUCCACCACAGGGACAGGAGAGACAGCCGCCGGCCCAAGAAGAAGAGCCGGAGUCUGGGCAAAUCUGCCGCCAAGGUUGUCCGGUUCUGGAGGUUGGUGUGCGACACGUUCAGGAAGAUCGUGGACAGCAAGUACUUUGGACGAGGGAUUAUGAUCGCCAUCCUUAUCAAUACUCUGAGUAUGGGGAUCGAGUACCAUGAGCAGCCGGACGAGUUGACCAACGCGUUGGAGAUCAGUAACAUCGUGUUCACCAGCCUCUUCUCUUUGGAGAUGCUGCUCAAGGUUUUAGUAUACGGGCCCUUUGGAUACAUCAAGAACCCCUACAACAUCUUUGACGGCAUCAUUGUGGUCAUCAGUGUGUGGGAGAUCGUGGGUCAGCAGGGUGGUGGUCUCUCGGUUCUCAGGACCUUCCGGCUGAUGCGGGUGUUGAAGCUGGUUCGUUUCAUGCCGGCCCUGCAGAGGCAGCUGGUGGUUCUGAUGAAGACCAUGGACAACGUGGCCACCUUCUGCAUGCUGCUCAUGCUCUUUAUUUUCAUCUUCAGUAUCCUCGGCAUGCAUCUGUUUGGAUGUAAGUUUGGCUCUGAAAGGGAUGGAGACACUCUCCCAGACAGGAAAAACUUUGAUUCCCUCCUUUGGGCCAUAGUGACGGUCUUCCAGAUUCUAACACAGGAGGAUUGGAACAAGGUACUUUACAAUGGCAUGGCCUCCACCACUCCUGUAGCUGCCCUAUACUUCAUUGCCCUCAUGACCUUUGGCAACUACGUCCUCUUCAACUUGCUGGUGGCCAUAUUGGUUGAAGGUUUCCAGGCAGAGGAAGUGGCCAAGCGGGAGGAUUUGCAUGCCCAGCUGAGCCUGAUUCAGCUGCCUGUAGAGUCAGGGGGGGACGCUUCUAAAUCAGGUUCAGAGAUUGAUUUCUGUGCUCGAAGUAUGGAGGAUGUUAACGGCAGCAAAAAGGAUUUAUCAGCCUCUGCAGUAGUGCCAGUAAACGGUCAUGUGGACCUGAAGACCAGCCUGACUCCACCUUUAAUCACCCACACGGCUGCCACCCCGAUGCCUGUUCCCAAGCUGCCUGUGGGAGGAGACCCCGUGGUGGGCUACACCUCCCGUCGAGGCAGCAACGUUUCCAUAGACCCAGCCGGCUAUGACAAAUCCCCGACCAGUGCCAGAAGCACCUCCCCCUACGCCCCGUGGAGCUCUGGCAGCGGCCGGACGAGUCGCCGAUCCAGCUGGAACAGUCUGAGUCGAGGCCCGUCACUCAAACGUCAGAAGCGGCAGUCGGGGGAGAGACGGUCCCUCCUGUCAGGGGAGGGCGGCUCCAGCUCGGAGGAAGGGGAAGGUGGAGGAGAGGGCGGAGGUGGGUUGAUGGAGGAAGAUGACGCCUCUCUGGCCAGGACAGACUCCAUGUCUCAGUCACAGAGGGGGCCCCGACACCGGAGGAUGGAGUCGGUGGAGACUCGGAGCUCCAUGGAUUUACCUCCUGAUGCUCUGCUGCAGGUACCAUUCCUGUACCGCUCAGCCAGCAUGCACAGCUCCAGGCCCCCCUCCCUGGGCCACUUACUGCCUCCAGAACACAGUGACUGCAACGGGAAGGGCUCUCCGUCAGCCCUGGGCCCCACACACGUCUCUCUGGAGGACAACACUGAGGAAGAGAACGCGGAAGAGGAGGCCGGCUCGGGUCGUGUGUCCAGAAUGUUUCGUUGGCUGGAGAAGAAACAGCCGGAGUGGUGUCGACAGAGGGACACCUGGUCCCUCUACCUCUUCCCUCCAGAGUCCAGGUUUCGGAUCAUCUGCAAUAAGAUCAUCGCCCACAAGAUGUUUGACCACAUCGUGCUCAUCAUCAUCUUUCUCAACUGCAUCACUAUCGCCAUGGAGAGGCCUCGCAUCGACGCCGGCAGCCCUGAGCGGAUCUUCCUCACGUUGUCCAACUACAUCUUCACGGCGAUCUUUGUGACCGAGAUGACGGUUAAGAUCGUUGCUCUGGGCUGGUGUUUCGGGGACAAGUCCUACCUGAGGAGCAGCUGGAAUCUUCUAGAUGGGAUGUUGGUGAUGAUUUCUGUUAUUGACAUCCUGGUGUCUCUCAUCUCCAACUCUGGGACCAAGAUUCUGGGCAUGCUCAGAGUGCUGAGGCUGCUGAGGACGCUGAGGCCUCUACGAGUAAUCAGCAGAGCCCCGGGCCUGAAGCUGGUAGUCGAGACCCUGAUGUCAUCGCUGAAGCCCAUCGGAAACAUUGUGGUCAUCUGCUGCGCCUUCUUCAUUAUCUUCGGCAUCCUGGGAGUACAGCUCUUCAAGGGAAAGUUCUUUGUCUGUCAAGGGGAAGAUGUAAAGAACAUCACCAACAAGUCAGACUGCCUUCAGAACAACCAUAAAUGGGUCAGACACAAAUACAACUUUGACAACCUGGGACAGGCCUUGAUGUCUCUGUUUGUUUUGGCGUCGAAAGAUGGCUGGGUGGAUAUCAUGUAUGAUGGCCUGGACGCUGUAGGAGUGGACCAACAGCCGGUCAUGAACUACAACCCCUGGAUGCUGCUCUACUUCAUCUCCUUCCUUCUGAUUGUGGCUUUCUUCGUGCUCAACAUGUUCGUGGGCGUGGUGGUGGAGAACUUCCACAAGUGCAGGCGCCACCAGGAAGCCGAGGAGGCCAAGCGCAGGGAGGAGAAGAGACUGAAACGCAUGGAGAAAAAGAGAAGGAAUUUAUUGGUUCCGGGGGUGAGUUGGGCCCUUUCUGAAGGCACUUUGAAAGAAGCUCAGAGUAAGCCUUACUACUCAGAUUACUCCCCCACACGCCUGCUCAUCCACAAGAUGUGCACCAGCCACUACCUGGACCUGUUCAUCACCAUCGUCAUCGGGCUCAACGUCAUCACCAUGUCCAUGGAGCACUACCAGCAGCCAAAGGAAUUGGAUGAGGCACUGAAGAUCUGUAACUACAUCUUCACGCUCAUCUUCGUCCUGGAGUCCGUGUUCAAGCUGGUGGCUUUUGGCCUACGACGCUUCUUCAAGGACAAGUGGAACCAGCUGGAUCUGGCCAUCGUGCUGCUGUCCAUUAUGGGCAUCACUCUUGAGGAGAUUGAGGUUAACGCGUCUCUGCCCAUCAACCCCACCAUCAUUCGCAUCAUGAGGGUGCUGAGGAUUGCACGAGUACUGAAGCUCCUGAAGAUGGCCGUUGGGAUGAGAGCUUUGCUGGACACCGUUAUGCAAGCCCUGCCCCAGGUGGGGAAUCUCGGUCUUCUCUUCAUGCUUCUGUUCUUUAUCUUUGCAGCGCUGGGAGUGGAGCUGUUUGGUGACUUGAUCUGUGAUGAGCUCCACCCAUGUGAAGGCUUGGGCCGCUACGCCACAUUCAAAAACUUUGGGAUGGCAUUUCUGCUGCUCUUCCGAGUUUCCACAGGAGACAACUGGAAUGGCAUCAUGAAGGACACCUUGAGGGACUGCGCGCAUGAAACCAGCACCUGCUACAACACCGUUGUCUCCCCCAUCUACUUCGUCUCCUUCGUGCUGACCGCUCAGUUCGUCCUGGUCAACGUCGUGAUCGCCGUCCUGAUGAAGCACCUCGAGGAGAGCAACAAGGAGGCCAAGGAGGAGGCCGAGCUGGAGGCAGAGAUGGAGCUGGAGAAUAGACUUCUGGCAGAGGGGGCAGAAUUGGCGAUGAGGUCACCCCAGAUUAGCCCUCUGGCCCUGGGCAUGGACAGGUCGAGUUCAGGGGGUUCCCCCUGGAGGUCUGCUGGAGGCGGGGACAGGGAAGAGGACAAAGACAGUCCCAAGGACUCACCCACUGCUAACAUAACUAGAGACUCAGUUAACAUUACUGCAGAUCCCCCAUCAAGCCUGGAGCCAUCACUGGAGUUUGUCCAGCGGAGAGCGCUGUUUGACUCGGUCUCCCUGGUCAUCCAGGGUUCAAUGGAGGGAGAGUUGAGUCUGAUGGACAACCUGUCCGGCUCAAUCUGCCACUACUACGCUCUGCCCCCCAAGCCCAGCAAGCACAGCGCCGACAAGAAGUCAGAGCAGCUUGAUCCCGGGGAGUCACUAGAGGGCAACCUGCUGAGUGUCAGGAAGCCUACAGUGGGACGCACACACUCCCUGCCAAACGACAGCUACAUGUUCCUCCCCUUGCAUCCACCUCUCGCUUCAGCACAGCUUCAAGCACAGGCACAGGCUCCCCAGCACAUACUGGACUCUCACAGAGCUCAGAGAGGCUCCCGUGGCUCAGUACGUUCACAGCCAGAAGAGUCUUCGCGGCAGCUGACAGUCCCCUCCGAUCUGUUCCGACCCAUCAGCCCUCACAGCCACUCAGACUCGGAAAGUAUACCCAGACUCCCCCCUCCCAGGCGGGCACACACACUUAGCCGGACCCUCCGCAGACAGGUUGCAGUGUCUACUGAUUCUCAGGAGGCCCUGUGCCCAGAGGGAGGGGAGAGCAUUGAAGGACUUGUGAAUGUGGCUUCUCUGGGCCUCCCCCCAUCUCCCUCUACAUCCUCUUCCUCCACCUCCCCCUCCCCUUGCUCCCAUCAUCAUCAUCAGCAGCAGCCUGCUCUCUGCCUGGUCCCUGCCACACCAGGUGCUUCCCCUAAACCCUCGCGUCCCAGCAGCGUGCAUACCCAGCAUCACGACCAGCACUGCCUCGCCUCCUACUCUCCUUCCUCCUCCUCCUCCUCCUCCUCCCCACCUCCUCCCCCUCUACCAGCCAGGCUGCACCAGCAGGACACCUCUGUGGAUCAGGAAGUGUCGCUCAUAACGUGCACAGGGUUUGCGGGCAGUGUUGACGUUACGACAGAGGACAGUGGCGUCGGAGGUAAUGAGGGUUACGGCGACUUGGCAGACCACCAGGAGAGCCCGGGUCCAUGUUUGAGGCAGCUGAAGAGGUUCCACAGCGUGGACACACACGGCCGCAGCACCCUCCUGCCCCGGCCUCGGCCGUACUCCUGGCUGGACGACCCACGACGUCACUCCGUAGAGGUCUGCUCCUCGGUGGAGUCCAGCCCCCAGCGCAGCACCACCUCCACCUCCUCUGGCUUUGUGUCCCGGGCCGACAGCCUUCAGAUCCACAGCCAGACCCCCACCCAGACCUCACCACGUCGCAAGAAGAAGAUGAGCCCACCAUGCAUCUCUGUGGACCCCCCUGAUGGACUAGAGCCGCAUUCUGGCCUCUACCCGGGCCUGGGUGGACUAGGGGGGGUGGGGCUUGGGGGAUUAGGGAUGCCCCCUCCUCUGCCGAGCCGGGACAGCUGCCUGAGGAGGAGAGCGCCCUCCAGUGAAUCCAAGGACUCCUUUGACCUGGGGAAUGGAGAGGGAUCAGGACAGGAAGGAGGCUCACCAAACCCCAACACCAACCCCAAGCUAUUGACUCUCCCCAGUUUUUCCUUUGAGAAGACAAGCUCUGAGCACUGAACACACAUACUGCAACACACACACACACUCUCUCUCACACACACACACACACACACACACACGCACACACACACACACACAGAGCUGGACAAGCCUCCACGCACAUAAACACACGAUGCACUCUGUGUGUCUGUGAUGGUGAUAGUUCUAGUAAUAAUGCUGUAGAAAGUAAUAAUGGUGAAACUACAAACAGUGAACACGUCCUCGGUCUCGUGAGGAGGACUGUCGUAGUGAGACCAUCCCUCUUCGUCUUUGUAUUGUUACUGCCAAAACAACCAGAAAAGAAGGAGACACACGAAACAACAACAACAACAGUUGGACUGUUUCUCUUCUGCUAUGCCUGCAUGCCACUGGCUGCAGCUUGACCCAGUGACAUCAGCCCUCGGGAUGCGGCGCCCUCUCUGGUGGCCGACUGAACUGCCUGGUGUUGCACGGGGCGGGCUCUGCGUAGUCAGUGGAGGUACAAAGCAAUAUGAACGUUUUAGAGACACUAUUUUCUUAAAUUAUUGGGCCAUAGCAGCGUUUGUACAGGAUGUUGUUUUUUAAUUUCACUCAGUAGUUACCUUUACGUCUUUCUUUGUGACUUCCUUUCUUUCUUUCUUUGUCAGAUUGUUUGUCUUUGUCUUUUUUUU
Notolabrus celidotus (New Zealand spotty) is the source of this 8276-nucleotide messenger RNA. RefSeq names its product calcium channel, voltage-dependent, T type, alpha 1G subunit (gene cacna1g). Gene Ontology annotation, cellular component: neuron projection; voltage-gated sodium channel complex; voltage-gated calcium channel complex. Gene Ontology annotation, biological process: sodium ion transmembrane transport; calcium ion transmembrane transport; positive regulation of calcium ion-dependent exocytosis. NCBI's taxonomy places the organism in Eukaryota, Metazoa, Chordata, Actinopteri, Labriformes, Labridae. Gene Ontology annotation, molecular function: low voltage-gated calcium channel activity; voltage-gated sodium channel activity. The transcript has 38 exons. The record is from RefSeq and is a predicted model, not a curated record. Bases 1 to 7644 code for a protein of 2547 amino acids.